Messenger RNA from Colletotrichum orchidophilum, 1947 nucleotides. RefSeq lists its product as uncharacterized. The transcript has 3 exons. The coding region runs from base 1 to 1947 and encodes 648 amino acids. NCBI's taxonomy places the organism in Eukaryota, Fungi, Ascomycota, Sordariomycetes, Glomerellales, Glomerellaceae. The record is from RefSeq and is a predicted model, not a curated record.
AUGGCAGACCAAGUGUAUCCAGAGUCCGCCACGGCGCAAGCACCCUCUGAGGCCCCCCAACCGACGCCGGGAACGCAACAAACCGCAUCGCUCGAUAAAAUCCAGAGUAUGUUGAAGGCCAAAGAUGAUACUUCUAGAUUUGUUGGCUUAGCGCUGUUGAAAAGCGUACUCGACAACUCGGAGGAGCUGCGUAACGAUGCAGACACCGUCUCGGGUCUUUGGGAGUCCAUCUCCCCCAAGUUCCUGGAUCGGUUGCUGAAGACAGGGUCAUCUACGCAAUCCAGUCAGAAGGACGCAAAAAACAUGCUAGACCUUUCAGUAUCGGUGAUUCAUACUUUCGCUUUGCUUCUACCAGACCAGGCGAGAAGAGACAAGAGACUCAAUGGAAGAAUACCCCUACUGGUCUCCUGUUUGUUGCAAAGCUCUGGAGAAACAUCUGAAAUGAUUGUUCAGACGCUCCACAAUCUUGUCGCCUUUCCAGAAGGAGCAAAGGUGUUCCUCGAUAUCGAGGAUGUAACUCCUCUAGUUGAGAUUGCCCCGAACAACCCAUCUGCUCUCGAAAUCUUUUCCUAUGCUUGGAUCAACUGCAUUGGCCUCGCAGAAGAGAGAGUUUUACUGGAGUCAAGGAUAGAUGGGACCAUUCAGGCCCUCGUAUCGACUUUCAUUGGCACGGAUGGUGUCACACUGCUCGAGUUCCUCGGCAAGUUCUUGCGGAAUUCGGAUCCUGAGGCCCUACCUUCAAAUCCAAAGUGGAUAAAGACAUUGGUCGACUUCAUCAAGAGACUUCUCACCAGCCGGCCUACGCCAGAGGCAAGGAAUGCCUACACCGUUGCGGCUGCAUCCUUGCUCGAGGUAUUCCCUUCAGAAGCAUCAAAGCUCCUGUUCAUCAGCGAUGAAAAGGAUGAUAAGCCGUUUUCGUACCUAUUCAUUACCCUUCUCCUUACCGACACCAGAGCGAGUCUUCCCCGCCUCCUGGAGCUUCUCAAUGAUCCUACCUACCCAGCCAUAGCACAGAGGCUGGGCUCGGCCUUUGAUGUCACAACUCACUUCAUUGGCUAUCUGGUGAAAAGCCUCGACGAUGAGAGUUCAUCGCCAGCUUCCCUAGUGAUGCCACCCGACUUCCUGCUGAAGAUUCGCCGAACGAUUUCGGAAGCCCUGUCCCUGGCAAUCGAGUUUCUACGAGACAGGUGGGAUGCGGCCGUGGCAGGUGCUUUUGGUUUACACCCCGACGCACGUUCGAAGGAGACCGACACCUCCAUGGGAAAGAGGAUGACAAUCUCUUGGGAGUCAAAGAAGAGUAACAUCCACGAGGACCCUUUAAUCCUGGCAGCUAUCAAAACCCUAGCUAUCUGGCUUCGCGAGGAUGAUAACGACCUGUUGAGAAAAGAAGCUGCAGGACUAACGGAUAUGCUCCUGGACCUCUACAAGUCGAGUUCUCCAGAAAGUCUCGACUUCCGGUCACCAAUCCUGGUAGGUCUGGAGGGCAUCCUGGUCGAGAAGGCAGGACUGGAAGAGUUUACAACACACAACGGCUGGGAUGUUUUGAACAAAGACCUCGUGGCCAUCCUUCAACACACAUCAACGUCAAGCGAUGAAAGCGAAGCCGCGCGCGGUAUCGAGAUUGUCCGCAUUCUGCUGCCGAUCGUGGAGAGUGAGGAAACCGGCUCAAGGGAAGAAUGGAUGGCCCUCGUGACGACCGUAGCCGCCUGGCACGGCCUCGAAGCCGAAGCCAAGCAGCCCCUGCUCGUCCGAGAGGCUCAGAUCGCGGCUCUCCAGCUCACAACUGCUUUGCUCGUGGGCGCGCCAUACGGUAUGAGCCGGCGCUAUGUACACUCGAUCAGCGCCAUACUCGGCAUAGCUGGGCAGCUCGAGAAGCACGUGGGCAUCGAUGGCCCGCUGAGAGAGUCCUUGGACGAUGUGCUUCAGACACUAGGUAGACUUCGCUAG